AUGCCCGCCCAAGAUCCCAACGUCAAGGCGACCUUCCAGCCUACAUUUCCUGAGAAACUGCUGGUCGGAAGCUAUCACCUCAUCAACAAGUUCAUUCCAUGGCACAAGCUGCCAAGCAUUCUCGGUGCUCUCAAUCUUGAUGCCCUGCGCGUCGAGUUGCGACAGUACAACCUGUACGAUGGCUACGCUGCCGGCGAGUCACAAGGCUCUAGCAAGUCGGACCCGACACCAAGACGAUUCGAGACCGCUCGCAAUUCUGAGGGCAAGUAUAAUGACACAGCACACCCACAGAUGGGAUGUUCCGGCAUUCGCUUUGGCAGAAACUUUCCUCGCGAACUGACACCGGCGCCAAGCGAAGAGUCGCUUCGGAAUCCAGAUCCGAGGAUGCUGAGCGAAAGAUUCAUGAAGCGGCAUGAAUUCAAGCCAGCGACGACUCUGAACCUACUGGCGGCCGCCUGGAUCCAGUUCCAAACCCAUGACUGGUUCUUCCAUGAAAGUAGUGACGAGAACAUCGACGUUCCUCUUUCUGAGAGUGACUCGUGGCCACAUGGCAAGAUGGAGUUCCCCAAGACAAAGCCUGACGAGGUUCUCAGCCCGCUCGACACAGAUGCCCAGGCUACAAGAAUACCAACACGGCUUGACGGGAAGCUAUUGCUCCAGAAAGACGGCAGAGAGAGCUUCCUACCUCGUGACGCUGAAGGCAACGUACUGACAGGCUUUUCGAAUAACUGGUGGAUCGGAAUGGAAAUGCUUCACACUCUCUUCGCCAUGGAACACAACACCAUCUGCGACAUGCUCCGCAGUAAUCAUCCAGAUUGGCCUGGCGACAAGGUCUUCGACACUGCUCGCCUCGUGAACUGUGCACUCAUGGCCAAGAUCCACACUGUCGAAUGGACACCAGCCAUCCUCGCUCAUCCCACCCUCAAGCUCGCACCUCGGUCGCAUCUCGAAGACCUCGGAGCCAUCUCCGGUAUACCAGGCUCCGGCGUCAAUCAGUUCGGCGUCCCCUACAGCAUGACCGAAGAAUUCGUCUCAGUGUAUAGGAUGCAUUCCCUCAUCCCUGACAGCAUUGCCUUCUUCGAGUCAUCCUCGGGCGAGCACAAGUCCACUAUCCCCACAUCCGAAACCCUCUUUACCAACGCCCAACACCCUCUCGACUCCGGCCUGUCCUUCGCAGACACAUUCUACAGUUUCGGCAUCAACUAUCCCGGCGCCAUCACCAACAACAACUACCCAGCCUUUCUCCGCGAUCUUACUCUCCCCGACGGCACACACCGCGACAUGGGCACGGUCGACCUUCUGCGCGACCGCGAACGUGGCGUGCCCAGGUACUGCAAUUUUCGUCGCCUCCUCCGCAUGACUGUGCCAAAGACAUUCCUCGAACUUACCGGCGGCAACCAGAAACUCGCAGACGAGUUAGCGGAUGCAUAUGACAACAACAUCGAGCUUGUCGACGCACUCGUCGGGUCUCACUCAGAGCCAUUGCCGAAGGGCUUUGGCUUCAGCGAUACUGCCUUCCGCAUCUUCAUCCUCAUGGCGAGCAGGAGGUUGAAGAGUGAUCGCUUCAUCGCUGGAGAGUGGAACGCAGAGACCUAUAGCAAAGAGGGUUUGGAUUGGGUGCAGAACACAGGGAUGAAAGAUGUGCUUGGACGUCAUUUUCCGGGGUUGAAGGAGGUGUUGAAGGAAAGUGAGAAUGUGUUUGCGCCGUGGAAGAUGAUGCAGGGGAGUAGAGGGUAUGGUGGGAUCGAAACGAACGCGCCGAAGACGAAGUAA
This is a messenger RNA of Cyphellophora attinorum, 1773 nucleotides long. Its product is annotated as Alpha-dioxygenase 1. Gene Ontology annotation, molecular function: peroxidase activity; oxidoreductase activity, acting on single donors with incorporation of molecular oxygen, incorporation of two atoms of oxygen; heme binding. The transcript is spliced from 4 exons. Bases 1 to 1773 code for a protein of 590 amino acids. The record is from RefSeq and is a predicted model, not a curated record. Gene Ontology annotation, biological process: response to oxidative stress. Lineage: Eukaryota; Fungi; Ascomycota; Eurotiomycetes; Chaetothyriales; Cyphellophoraceae.